AUGUUCUCGUCAUUCGGAAACACACAGAACGCGUCAGGCAAUAAUACCUUCGGGAAUUCAGGCCAGCCGCCUCAACAACAACAGAACAGCGCAUCAAAUACCGGUGGCAGCUUGUUUGGAGGGCUUGGGUCGUCGACGAACAUGACACAGCCAGCAGCUGGUGGGUCAUCUUUAUUCGGCAACACAAACCAGCAGGCUCCUACCGCUGGAAGCAAUUCGCUGUUUGGAAACACUGCGACGAACACUACGGCGUCAUCUCAACCAGGUGGUAGCUUGUUUGGGAACACUGGUAACCAGGGUGGCGGCAGCCUCUUCGGUGGCACACAGUCCAACAACCAGCUUGCACCCAGUGGACUCUUUGGGACCUCGGGAACCACCAACACUCCUGCUGGGAAUUCUCUUUUUGGUUCCAACACGGGAAACACAAAUACUGCCGCCGGUGGCUUGUUUGGUAAUACUGGAAAUACUGGUACUUCUGGAGGAUCGUUUGGCAACGCUGCUAGCGGGAAUCCGGGCACAACUGGGACAGGGCUUUUUGGAAAUACAACUGGUGCAAAUAAUACGAACGCGACCGGAGGAGGGCUUUUUGGAAACUCGACUGCGGGGAGCAACACCGGUACAGCAGGUGGUGGUAUAUUUGGAAAUCCAGGAGGGACUGGGGCUGGCUCAACAGGUGGGAGUUUGUUCGGGAACACCUCUGCUACGAACACGACGGGUGGGAGUCUGUUCGGUAAUACCGCAGGAGGAACAGGCACAAACCCAGUUGGAGGCGGACUUUUCGGCGCUGCAGGUGGUGCUAACGCGAACGCCUCUGGAGGCGGACUCUUUGGAACGUCAACGAAUUCUGGGACGCCAAGCGGCGGGCUUUUCGGCAGCACAACAAAUCCUCCUACAACAGGAGGAGGCCUGUUUGCCAAUUCUGCGAAUGCUCCUUCUACGUCUGCUAGUGGCGGCCUUUUCGGUACACAGUCCCAAGCAGGCAUGAGCACUAAUCCUUCGUCGUUAUUUGGUGGAUCGACCCUCGGCCAGCCUCCGCGCCAGGGAUUAUUUGGGACUAGCACCUUAGGUGGGCCUACUUUGCUAGGCUCUACUGCAGGCAACUUGCUCUCUUCGCGAGCUAUCUCCAGCCCAGGUCAACAUCAACCGGAUGCAUUAACCCAGUUCAUGUCUCUGACCCAACGGAUCGAGAGCAUUGCCCAAGCCUGGAAUCCCAACGCCUCGCAAUGUCGAUUCCAGCAUUUUUUCUAUAAUUUGGUGGACCCUAGUCAGGUUCAUCUCUAUGGCCGACCCCCGAAUGCCACAAGUGACGCUCUCUGGCAGAAAGCUGUUCGCGAAAAUCCUGAUCCUAGCUGCCUUGUUCCAGUGCUUGCUACAGGAUUUGAUGAUUUACAAAAGAGGGUUGAGGCACAAUCAGAACAAGCAGCCGCUCAUGAACAGAAGCUAAAGGAAUUACAAACAAAAAUUGCCGCGCUUGCCCAGAGACAUAAAGUCUCGAACGUGACCCGUUUACACCGUGCCACGGCAUUGCAAACGCAGCUAACUCAUCGGGUGCUCAAAGUGGUGCAGCACCUGCAUCUCCUCAUACCUGCAGUGCGAUCGUCUGCGAUUAGACCUGAAGAAGAGGUUUUACGAGCAGCAUUGGAGGAUAUUGACCAGGAAGUCCGGAGGCCAGGGGGCAUAGGAAGAAUGAGGGGUAAGCUAAACGAGCUGUGGGCGCUCGUGGGCGCGGUGACCGCUGCUCGAGAAAGAGACCGGAAAACAGCAGGGACAGAAUGGAUGGUUGUGGAUGAGGAAGGUCUUAGCCAACUUGCUCAGGUGCUCGCAACCGAGCAAGCUGGCCUCGCACACUUGACGAAAAUAUUGCAAACAAAUCUGAAGGACUUGGCGGUGAUUCAAGGAACGAACCCCAUACCAUAUAAGAAGGCGCGUCCGACACACGAGAAGCACUUCGCAACACAGUCCUAUCGGCUUGCCACAGGCGGAGAGGAUAAUCAUAUCAGGCUAUGGAUGGUUCACCCGAACAUCCUUCCUCAAUCAGUGGUAGGCUCCGCCACCGAAACGCCUACUCCUCGUCCCCCGCGCGUCGAAUAUCUCGCCACACUCAGCAGACACUCCGCCGCAGUAAACGUCGUACGCUUCAGUCCUAACGGCGAGCUAAUCGCGUCUGCUGGAGAUGAUGGAAUGAUUAUUAUCUGGUCUCCUACGACGAGUCCCCAUGCUAGCAGUUACGGCAGUGAUCUCAGUCCGGAGGACCUGCAGUAUGAGAAGGAACAUUGGAAGCCGCGGACGUCAUUUCGUUGCACCACAAUGCAGGUGUAUGACCUUGCUUGGAGCCCGACAGGCGAGUAUAUUAUUGCCGGAAGCACUGACAACUGCGCAAGGAUCUUCACUGCCAACGAAGGCAAGUGCGUCCAUGAGAUAGCGGAGCAUAACCACUAUGUUCAAGGCGUGGCAUGGGAUCCAUUGAACGAAUAUAUUGCCACUCAAAGCAGCGAUCGAUCAAUGCAUGUUUACAGCAUCUCACAGCAGGAUGGCAUACUAGAAGUACACGCUGUUGGAAGGAACUCACGUAUGGUGCACCGGCAUAGUCGUACGCCAAGCUCGCGCAGUCGUCCAAGGAUGUUCAGACGAGAGUCAACUGCCAGUGAGACCGAGUCCGUUAUCACAAGCGCCAGCGAGCAGCUCAAGGAGGAAGAAGUCGCUACCGGCUCUGGUUAUCAGCACGGUGGUGGCAUGUUGCUUACGCCUACCGCCUCAGUUCCUAGUACGCCGUCCACCAGCAUGUUCCCUCCCCCUUCCCGUCGGUCGUCCUUCAGUGGGUCCAACGCGGCUAACUCACCAAACGUGCACGGGCGGUUUGGUCGCUCGCCGUCGCCAAUGCCGGCUCUACCUGCCAUCCGCACGCAAUCUGCUGCUGCCUCGAGCUGGGCAUCUGUUAAAUUGUAUGGAGACGAGAGCUAUAGUAACUUUUUUAGGCGCCUCACGUUCAGCCCUGACGGCGGACUACUUCUUACACCUGCUGGCCAGUUUGAGGAUCCGUCUAUCAUUCCAGGUCCUUCCAAAACUGCAAAUAAUGGCAAAGGAGAGGAGCAACCCACUCGUGGACGAAAGGGAAACCCCACCAGCAACUCGGAGUCGUCCAACCAGGCUGCGUCGUCAGUAUAUAUCUACUCUCGCGCCAACUUUGCGCGCCCACCUAUUGCGCGUCUUCCGGGUCACAAGAAGGCGAGCGUAGCAGUCAAAUUCUCACCCAUUUUGUAUGAACCACGCCCUGGCGUCUUCGGUUUAGAAUAUCCCGAGGAGCCCAAGACGGUGGUCAUUGAGAAGGGCAAAGAAGAAUCGAUCAACGUAGACAUUGCUCCGCCUACGCCCCAGAUUCCAUACGCUGAGCCACUGAAACUAUCCCCCAUGAACAGUGCCUCAACGUCUUCGAUUGCGGCACCUUCUCCACGUGUUGCCAUACCUACGACUCCCCAGGGUGCUAUGAUGCCUUCCCCCGCAUUAUCGGCGACGGAUUCGCUUAGGCCACCCACUCCUAUGGCCUCAAGAGGUGGAACUCCUGCCAUUGCGCCUACGCCGACCGCAUCUAUAUUUUCGUUGUCAUAUCGCAUGCUUUACGCGGUUGCGACGAUGGAUACAGUUGCCAUCUACGAUUCACAACAAGCAGGCCCACAGACUCUUCAGCUGCAGUCUAUUGCUCAUCAUCAUUCUCUCCCGCUCACGAGCACCUCAACCGUGCCUACCCCGAUGUCGACCCCGUCCGUUCAAACCAUAGGCUUACCAAUCAUGUCCCCUGUUGUCUCUGGAAAGCGAAAAGCGGAUGUGAUCGAGACCCCCCUUACGCCCGCCCCUAGUAUGGAUGAGAGCGUGCUUGGUACACGAUCCGUGGGUGAAGAUCCUGGCGACGCGGAGGCGCAAGGACCACCUAAGAAAAAGAGGCGUGCAGCACUUACCCAUAUUGGGGACGUUGGAUCGUGA
Fibroporia radiculosa is the source of this 3978-nucleotide messenger RNA. RefSeq lists its product as uncharacterized. Bases 1 to 3978 code for a protein of 1325 amino acids. The record is from RefSeq and is a predicted model, not a curated record. Gene Ontology annotation, molecular function: protein binding. The transcript has 11 exons. Gene Ontology annotation, cellular component: CAF-1 complex; nucleus. Lineage: Eukaryota; Fungi; Basidiomycota; Agaricomycetes; Polyporales; Fibroporiaceae. Gene Ontology annotation, biological process: DNA replication-dependent chromatin assembly; nucleosome assembly.